AUGAAAGAUCCACAAGGCAUUCGUCUAUUGUAUAGCAAUUUUGAACAACGGGAAGACUAUCCUUUUCUUGUCUGGAAUGCUAAUAAGUCACAGAAUAUGUCAAAAAGAAUGAGUAUUUAUCAGUUUUUAAUUUCGCAAUUAAAUAUAUCAGAUGAUAAAUAUAUCGAAAUGGAUAGAGAUGAUGAAAUAUCAAAUCCAGAAAUACGUAAAACUUGUGUGCUUAAGGUAGCUGCUAUAAAGUGUAUGAUAGAAUAUCUUGAGCAAGAACUUUCAGUUAAUAACUUGCGCCACGUUGCUGGGGUUGUUAAUAAUUCAAAUCAUUUGUUUACAAUACUAAAUGACAUUGAAAAAGCAUGGCAAAGGCAAUUAUGUGAACCAACAUGGCGUGGGUCAACUCCUUGGACAUUAUUUUUGCAAUAG
Acaulospora morrowiae is the source of this 420-nucleotide messenger RNA. The record is from the annotation of a GenBank genome assembly. Lineage: Eukaryota; Fungi; Glomeromycota; Glomeromycetes; Diversisporales; Acaulosporaceae.